This is a messenger RNA of Dermatophagoides pteronyssinus (European house dust mite), 741 nucleotides long. RefSeq lists its product as uncharacterized. The record is from RefSeq and is a predicted model, not a curated record. NCBI's taxonomy places the organism in Eukaryota, Metazoa, Arthropoda, Arachnida, Sarcoptiformes, Pyroglyphidae.
UUUAAAAUUUUUUUAAAACAUUUAUUAUUCGAAUCAAUUAAUUAAUUUAAUAAUAAUUUUCAUUGAAAAAAAACCAUCAUGGAUCAUUCAUCAUCACAAGCUGAAAAACGAGCCCGGUUAAGGCGUGCAAAAAUACUGACCAAUUCAGAGGAUCGAAUGAAUCGUAUUUUUGGUGUUCAAUCAAGUCAAUCAUCACAAACAUCAUCGACAACAGCGAAUCGUGAUAAUGAUAUCUCACGAGAUUUACCACCACCAUCAUCAUCAUCAUCUUCAUCAAAUACUUUUGAUGCUCACCGUUCUGAAUGUUCAUCAUCAUCAUCUCGUCAGCAUAUUAUUCUUCCUAAUCAUUCGGAACAAUCAUCAUCAACAGCAACAAUCGAUUCAAUAGUAAAUCAACCACAACAUGGUUGUUUACCACCAAGAGAUGAAUCAUUUCCACGUAAAGUAUCAUUAAUAUCAUCACCAAUACAUUAUAAAACAUUACAACAAUCACAACGUUUUCAACAGCAACAAAAUUCAAUAUUAUCCAAAAUAUUUAUUUGGCCAUCAUUAUAUUUAAUGAAUUUGAAAUUAUUAUUAUUUACGAUUUCUUGUAUUGGUUCAUAUUAUGGUUUGAAUUUUACUGCAUUAUUUUUUACAUUCGAAUCGAUUAAUUUUGUAUUCAAUUGGUUAAUGAAUUAUUAUAAUAAUGGCCAAUAUAAUGAUAAUGGUCAAUACAAAAUUAUUUUAACGAAAAAUUGA